Messenger RNA from Heterobilharzia americana, 495 nucleotides. NCBI's taxonomy places the organism in Eukaryota, Metazoa, Platyhelminthes, Trematoda, Strigeidida, Schistosomatidae. The record is from the annotation of a GenBank genome assembly.
AUGGACUUACUUGAUAAAAAUGAUCCCAUUAGUUCCAUUCAGGCAUCAAGAAAUGAAUUCAAUCGUAUGCAGCAAAAUAAUUUGAUGGAUGAUGGCGUGCAGUUUCACUAUGCCAUUGAUCUUCUUCGUACAACUAAAAAAGAAGCAUUAAAUCUCUCCAUCAAACUACUAGAAGAGUUAUUUAAAAGUACCAAGGAUGAAGGCCUUCGUCGUGACUGCUUGUACUAUAUGGCUAUAGCGUACGUAAAACUAUCGGAUUAUGAAAAUGCAACUAGCUGUUGCGAUAAUAUCCUACAAAUACAGCCGUUAAAUCAACAGGUUAAAGAUUUGCGUGAGGAAAUUCAAAGCCGUGCCAGAAAAGAUGGCCUUACUGGUCUGGCGGUUGUUGGAGGUGCCGUUUUGGGAGCAGCUGCGUUACUGGGCAUUGGUCUUGGUGUUGUAGGUGCACUGAUCAUUCAACCGUCGAAUCGUUUUCUUACUUUUGAACACGCGUAA